CCGAUCUCAUCUAAUGGCACCAGCCGUGAAGCGAAUCACCAUUUUUGGCGCCACGGGGCUUCAGGGCAGCUCGGUGGUACAUUCUUUGCUAAGGGACCAAACGUCCAAUUUUAAGGUUCGGGCCAUUACCCGGGCUCCGCUCUCCGAAAAAAGCCAGGCAUUGCAGAGCUUGGGGGUGGAGGUCGCUAGGGCAGAUGGCUGGAUGGCCCAUGAGAUCCAGGAAGCCUUCUCAGGCUCCUGGGCGGCAUUUGUGAAUACCAACUCGGAUGAUCCGAUCUUUCAAAACCCGGACGGUCCCACCGAAUUCGACCUGGGCAAAUCUAUUGUCGAUGGUAUCGUAGCAGCCAAUGUAAGGAUUCUGGUUCUCAGCUCGAUGAGACCCGCAGGGGAGGCCACAGGAGGGAAGAUGCAUAUUAAGACCAUGGACAUGAAGGCUCGCAUCGAGGACUUUUUUCUCUCCGACGUUAUGGCCCAGGUCCACCGGGGUUUUCCAUGCCACCCGGAUGCCGAGGGCUUCUUGAGUCUACAUCUUCCCAGAUGGGGAGAUAAUGACGCGGCUCCGUUUAUCGCCAUUGCGGAUGACUUUGGUGACCUGGUGCACGGAAUCCUACUCGAUCCCCACAAAUGGAAGGACCAGACAGUCCAAGCUGUCAGUGAGACUCGAUCGUUGGAAGAAUUCGUGAGAAUCUUCUCCGAAGCAACUGGGAAGAAAGCACGAUACGUUCCUUUGCCCUCAUGGAAGUCAUUGGGGGAGGGAGUGGCGGAGCUGGAGGAUCCUCGGUUGCUCUUUGCCUAUGGAGAACUUACUGGAGGUCGUUAUUUUGGAGUCGAGCCUUCGUCCACCACUACAGCACUGGAACUGAAAAAACUAGCAGCGACCGCCCAGGGGAAAGACGGGGUCGGUGCGGAACUAACUUCAUUGGCCUCAUUCUUUGCUGCGAACUUUGGUCCGAGCUCGAACUAA
Messenger RNA from Aspergillus pseudonomiae, 964 nucleotides. RefSeq names its product putative hscarg dehydrogenase. The record is from RefSeq and is a predicted model, not a curated record. The coding region runs from base 14 to 964 and encodes 316 amino acids. The transcript has 5 exons. Lineage: Eukaryota; Fungi; Ascomycota; Eurotiomycetes; Eurotiales; Aspergillaceae.